Salvia miltiorrhiza (redroot sage) is the source of this 688-nucleotide messenger RNA. Its product is annotated as sugar transport protein 8-like. NCBI's taxonomy places the organism in Eukaryota, Viridiplantae, Streptophyta, Magnoliopsida, Lamiales, Lamiaceae. Bases 81 to 419 code for a protein of 112 amino acids. The record is from RefSeq and is a predicted model, not a curated record. Gene Ontology annotation, molecular function: carbohydrate transmembrane transporter activity. The transcript has a single exon. Gene Ontology annotation, biological process: transmembrane transport. Gene Ontology annotation, cellular component: membrane.
AAGAGUUUGUUUUGAAGGCGACGGGGACGCUGAGCAGAGGGCUGGCGGCGGUGGUGGUGAUCCUGGUGUGCACGUUCGUGAUGUCGUUCGCGUGGUCGUGGGGGCCGAUGGGGUGGCUGAUCCCGAGCGAGAUCUUCCCGAUGGAGACAAGGGCGGUGGGGUUCGCGUUCGCGGUGAGCACGAACAUGAUAUUUACGUUCGUGAUCGCGCAGGCGUUCCUGUCGAUGUUGUGCCACAUGAGGGCGCACAUAUUCUACUUCUUCUCGGCGUGGAUUCUGGCGAUGGGCGUCUUCGUCCUCUUCCUCUUGCCGGAGACGAAAGGAGUUCCGAUCGACCAGGUCGAGGAGAGGCUAUGGAAGAGGCACCCAGUUUGGAGCAAGUUCUACAAAGAAGAAGGCAGUGAGUAUGGCAUGGCCUAGCUGCUACCUCUUCUUCUUCAUCACAAUUUCAAAAUGCAUCAUUUUCUUUUCUAUUUUCAUUUCCAUUUCCAUUUGUUGGAUCUUGCUAGAUUGUGAUUCCACCAUCGUAUCUCACUUCUCAAAAUGCAUUGCACUUUGUUUUUUUUCACACAGUUUGGCGAUAAAGACAUGCGAUUACAUAUCAAAUUAUGUAGUGACAAUAAGAGAAUGUGACUAAUUGAUGAAGCUCUAGCGACGAUAAAUAAAUGCGACUAUAUAUCAAGUUAUUU